CUGGAGGCGCUGGAACAGGCCCUAUAUAGGGCCAAGAAGGGCCUUGGUUGUAUGUUGUUGUAGGUGAUUGAAUUGCGCGAAGGAUGGCGCCAAUAAAAUGAAUUUCUUAUUCAUAUUUUUAACUAAGAAGUAGCUCUGAAAUGGACCGUCCUCGGCCACCAAAGAGACCAAAGGUUCUGCAGCUAAAUGCCCGCUGCGAGCGCCACCGUCGGGAGCGGAUCGCUGCCGGGUUCGCCCGACUGUAUCGCUGCCUGCCGUCCUAUGACCCGGAGGCACCGCUGCCGUCCAAGCAGGCACUGCUGCUGCAGGCGGCCGAGCAGCUGGCGGCGCUGCGGGGCUCGGUGGACCGGGAACAGGACACUCGCCCGCCGGCGGGCUCAGAGGCGGCUCGUCGUCUGGCUGACCUGGAGCGUCAGGUGGCCGCUCUGAAGGUGCGCAACAGUGAGCUCAGCUACCACGUGCUCAAGGCCCGCGGCGGCGGUGCCGGCGGCCGCUCUCGCAGCUCUCGUCGUCGCCUGCCGACUCCCGGUCCCGGGACCUCCGGGGCUCCCGCUGCUGUAGCUGCCAGAGAUGCUGUCAGCGAUACCGCUGCCAGUGACGGAUCAGAUGCGGACUGUCCACGCUCGGAUGCUGGAGAGUCUGAACCUGGGCCAUCGGGACGGAGCAGCACCGAGUUCACUGCCAGUCCAACCAGACCUGUCAGUACUAGCUCUGCAAGUGGCCUUGGCAGUGACAGCACAGUGCAGUUAGUUAGCGCCACUCCCGGGCUGGUGUCUGCAUCAGUCACUGGUGUGGAUCUUGGCUACCUACCCCGGCCGAUGCCAGCCACACAGCAGGUCUUGGCCGGACAGCUGAUGUCCCUGCCGCUACCUGUGCAGGCGUCAGCGCAGUCGCUGCUGCAGUCGUCCCUGCAGCCGGUGACGCUGGUGCAGUCGGCUGCAGCGGCCGGCUGCACCCAGCUGCUUGUGCUCGCCGUAGCUGCUGCGCCGGUCAGCCGACCCCCACCCCGCCUGGCACCGAGACCGACGCCCGCGCCGCCUUCGGCCUCAGUCCGCAGCGUGGGUAGCUUGGCGUUACGUGCGGCGACGUGCCAUGGGCCAGGGAUUGUGUGUCCAACAAGCUGUGGGGGAAUGGAAGCUCAGUCUCGGCCAACAACUGUGGUGCUCACCAGUGUCACCGGCUCGGCUUGCCCUUCACAUGUCGGGGCUUCGGCUUCUGCAGGUGCUGAUGCCACUGUUACUGUCAGUAGACCGGGUGUUUCGGCUGAUUCUAUCCGUCCAACUGCUCUGUGUGAAUCCGGCGGACCGUCAUCCAUUUUGGGUGAUCCAGAACAGACAACCGAGCUGCCGACCCGCCUGGCUAACGAGUCUACAACAGAGAUGCCCAGCUCGCCACCUACCUACGUGGAAGCUCAGCAAGCCGACUCGCCUCCGCCGCCAUCGGACCUUCCAUCGCUGCCACAUGUUACACACCCUCAGCAAUCCACCUCGUCGUCACAACCAACCAUCUCACCUCCACGUCGGCAAGGUUCAUCAUCACAAGGAUCAGUUUCGGGCACAACCGCACGAGCGUCCGACUCAUCCCGCGCGGCAACAGCCCCAAAUGAGAAUCGCGCAGUAUCUGCACUCGCAUCUGGUCCUAGACAGAGAGUCGCUUUCUUCUGGGGAAAGGGACCUGUUGCACCGAUCCGGCCACGCCAACACAAGGUCCGAUUCCUGAAACGUGGUCUUCUGAACGGCCAACAACACCGACCGAAAGAUUCAAGUGCCUCAAGUUCUUCAUUGGCUGGUCGAAAGCGUCGCAAUUCGGGAACCGUUAUUGAGCGUACAUCAGUGGUAGCUACAGAGGUGGAUGGAAAUGAGACAUGCUGUCCGAGCGUGUCACAGCUCUACCCGAACGCUGUCUUCUCCAGGACAGAGUCAAUGACAGACAUGGUCACAGUGACUGAGAAAUUGGGAAGAAGUGCAGGCCCACCCACUUCAGAAAGCGGUCAAGCAUGUAUCCAGACAACUGAUGUCGUGACAACUGCUUCUACUGCUUCUUCUCUUCUCAGCUCCAAAGUGACUUCACCGAGAGAGACUGAACCUCACGGAGUGUCAUCCUCGAUACGACCAGCAAGCACAGUCACAUCAGCUGAGAACGGAGAUGCUGUCACUCCCACGCCGAACGUCACAGUGUCUUCAUCUGCACCUGCUGAUACUGGCGACAGACUGACAAGUUUGAACGCUACCGACUCCAGUCAGCCUUCUUCAGAGGCAUGUGUGAGUACAUUGAAGUCAUCUGUUGCUAGUGACAGUACAAGCCAUACAGUAGCAAAACUGCCGUCGGCUUCUGCAAAGCUUCCCAGUCGGCAUUCAACCUCGCAAGUGGAUGCGGUAAGACAUCAAUGUCCCUCCACAAACUCAAAAGCAUGCAUUUCUAACGCUCAUGCAACAAGCGGUGACAAGUCUGCGCUUCCACCAGUGACUGCAUCCACCUCCAGCUUUGCAAUUCCAAGUAUUGGAACGGGAACACAGCAUCAGUCAAUGACGUGGUCAUUGACUUCGCGAGAUGAUACGGCAGCUCCGUCGGCGGUCGACGAAGUGACCAAAGCAAAAGAUGCGGUCAGCUACACCCAGCCUUUAGUAAAGGCAUUUGUCAGCGACUCAGAACAACCGUCCAGUCGCACAUCUACCAGACUAGAAGCUCAAACUGAGAGGUCGACAGCUGGAAGUCGAAACACUUGGCGUAGAACGCUCAGUGAGCCAGUGAGCACAGCUGCAUCUUCCAAUGUAGUUACAUCAGCGAGUUAUGCCGUCCUUCCGAUCGUUACGCCCGAAACUUCAACUGCUAAUGCUGUGGAGGUUGUGCUCUCGAAGUCCUACAGACCUGUAGAAGUGAUCUCAUCCUCAACUACGUCCGACGGCCGACGAGCAGUUCCUGAGCCUCCCGUAGCAAGUGGGGUGACAUCCAAGUAUCUUACUACCUUGUAUGAGCCAUCGUCUUUGUUGACUGCUCCAGCCAUGUCCCGAACGGCAACUACAUCUCAUACUUCUGUGUGCACUGAUUCACGGCCAUUGCCGAUGUCAGGGAAUCUCACUAUGCUGCAAAAGUCAACUCACCUGCCUCCAUACUAUGUACCUCACACAGCUCCAUCAUUGAACACCUCGCAGAUGUCGGAGGAUGCGCGAACUGCUGGUCGCCGACCAACAUCGGGCAAUAUUGUGCUGGGUGCAGCUACGUCCGAAAUCCAGCAGAUUCCAUCAACGGAAUCUCUAGCGGUUAGCGUGUCACUGUCAGUAGUGCCUGCGAGCUGCCAACCUUGCACACCCGCGCAGUCGCCAACUGGGCUGUCGUCCAUCUACACACUAGCGGGCACACCGCGUCGCAGUGCCUCUCUCUUCUGCAUCGAUGUUCUCUGUUCGAAGGAGUCGGCCGAACUCAGCGCACCACCGUCCAUACCGGCACCGACCAAGCUCAGCGUGGCUGUGACGCCUUCAGUGACCCUUGAUGCAACACAGGUCACUGAACUUCAGUCAGUGUCACGCUCCACCGAGGUUAUCACCGCUGCUUCGCCCUCUGUCGAUAAGGUGUCGACGGUGAUGUCAUCCGUGUCGCGGUCGACAGCAGUUGGUGCGUUCAUCGGAACGUCGAUAGCUUCCACCGGGGCAGCCCACGUUACAUCCCCGACUCCAAUGAACGUUGCUGCGUCUUUCAAAAGCACAACGCCUGGACCUGCAUUGUCUACAGCGCCAGUGAUCCCGAGUUCAUCGAGCACUUCUUCGACGAUAAAGGCAACGGUGAACCCAGUUUCUACCGCCUCUGUAGUGCAAGCGACUAUCUCAGGAAGUCAGCGGAACGGUCCAUUCUUUCAUGAGUCCACAGCUGUCUCCGUCACCUCCCAAACAAGCGCUGGACCACACCACAGUAUGCGUGGCCCUGCAGUGACUAGUGGUGUGCGCUCCACUGUGGGUCCCACUAGUGCAGGACAGACGCGGUAUAGCGCUUCAUCGAUGAUAAUGACGGAUAGCGCCAUGCCAGUCGCUACCACGACCCAAGACCUGGUUGCCGUACCAGCUACUGUCUUUACUCCAGUCUCGUCCGCUGCUUCAGUGACCGUGCCGGUCACUGUUGAGUCGUUACCGACCUCUGCUGCGGUUAGCUCAGUUGCUGGUAGAUACGCUCCACUGGUGUCAAGCGGAACUGCUUUAGGAACUACCGAGACGCACCAACAACUUGGAACUACUGCUGCCCCCGGUCCUGCGCCUGGUCGCCGACCUAGCUGCGAGAGACUAGAUCCUCUUCCUGUCACUUCACAACAUCAACCAGUGCCUCCAGCAAGACUACCAUACACAGCUGGUCCACCCCAUAAGAGCGUGUACGACUCGCGGCCACCCCCGCCAAGGGAGGAAUCGACUCGUCGAGGCGCUUCACCAGGCCAGGCAGGGCCGCGUGCCAAGAGUCCCCAUGCUGCGCUUCCGGUGCCUCCGCCGCCUUCCAAAAGACCUGCGUUUGGCUAUGGAGAUGGCGUCAGCGCUCGGUCGCCCGCAGCGUACGAGGCAACAAUGGUACCAAUGCCCUCGGUUGACAUGAGCGGAGCGCCGCAGCGGUUUGCGGUCCGGGGAUGCCAGCCACCGGUCCCAGGUCCUGUGCCAGCUCCGCAGCUGCAGUACCAGCCUUCGUUUGGUCACGAGUUUUCGGGGCCAGGUCCGCGGCAGGUGAACAUGCCCCACCACGUUCCCCUACAAGGCAAACCGAUGCCGGACGCGGCAAAACAGGCAGCAUAUCCGGCACCCGGACGAAUGAUGUAUGGUAUGCAGAGUCGCGCACCAGCGUACUACCACUGCACAUCGCAGGUGCCCAACCAAACGUUCUACGCUUCCCAGACAAUGUACGAGCCGCAGUACCAGCCGGAGCAGGGGUACUGGUACGGCGCGCCGCAGCAGCCGCCACCGCCUCCCCCACCCCCGCCACCACCUCCUCACAAGAUGGUGCCGGCACGACCCCAGCAACAGAUGCCGCCUCCGCCGCCGGCAGCUGCACCCCAGUACCCGAUCCCGCCCUUCUACCAGCGUCCUUUCGAGCCGCAGUAUUCGGCAAAGCCGGGAUACUACAAGGUGCCGCAGCAGAAGGCAAACGAUACGGUUCCUCAGGUACUUCUACCAGCAGAGACGCAGCGACAACAGCAGCGACGCAGGCUGGAAGAUCGCGGGGCGCAACAGCAGUCUCAACAACAGACUCAGCAACAGCCACCGCCUCCAGCACAGCAACAGCAGCAGGCUCCACCUCCACCGCCUCCUCAGCAGCAACAGCCACAGUCUCAACAAACUCAACAGCAGCAGCAGCGUCCUGUUGCCAACGAGGAUAUCAGUCAGACGUUCACAUCGGCUUCGGUGAUGCAACGGCCGCUGACUUCGCAGCAGGCCACGCAGCAGCAGCAGCAACAGCAGCAGCUGCACUCUCAGCAGUCGCUGCAGACCGACCCUCAGCACCAGCAGCAGCAACAGCAACAACAGCAGCAGCAACAGCAGCAGCGCGGCAGGCAGCAACCGGUGUCUGGAAGCCAGUCUCUGUUCUCCGUUCACCAUCUGGUCAGUCAAGAGCGGAAAGAUGAACGGAAAGAACGUCGCAAACCGGAGAAGAAAGGAGCUGGUCGCAGCACUGCCCGCAAGACCAAGUCGAGCUACUCUGCGGAAGCUUUGCUAGCUCCUCCGAUCGCGGCGGAGCCACCGCCAGUCGCGGACAGGCCUUCGGAUGAGCUAGCAGAGCUGUGUCAAAUGGGAGUGUACAGUCCUCAGUAUUUGCCUCCUCAGAGCAGCACUUGGGGGCACCGUGGCGGGCUGGGCUCCGCGCCUCCACCGCCGCCUCCGCCGUCAGCCGCCGCUGCCGUCCAGGCAGGGUACCCUCUGCCGCCAGCCUCCGAGCUCAGACAAGCCAGGAAAGAUCGGUCUCCGACCAAAGCCGCGCUGGAGGCACGGAAGCUGGACGACAUCCUUCUAUCAUCAUCGUUCUUCGACUGUCCGAACACGCUCUUCCCGGCGGCGACGUACACCCCGCCAGUGGAUGACUCCAACUUCCUGGGGGCGAUCUUCAGCCGCGCCGAGCCGCCGCCGCCUCCUCCGCCGUCCUCGGCAAUGGCUGCGCGGGACGGUCGCCACAGGGGCGACGAACGGUCCGCGCCGGCCGAGCCGGAGACACCGCGCGGCCAGUGCGAGCUGUGGAUGCCGGCCAACGUCAGCACACUGACCAGCUUCAACCUCAGCAACCUGCUGCCCGAGAUCGGCAACAAGGUGAGCUCCCCGGCGUACCCUGCCGGCCUGAGUAGCUCGGUGGCCGGUCCGCCGGGGCCGCGGCCUCCCACCCUGAUGGGCUCUGACACGCGCAACCUCACUACCCCGGAGAUGCCGGGCGUCAACCACCACCUGCAGCUGCCGCCAGCGCCCAGCGCCCAGGUGAGCCUGGGCGCGCCACUGCCACCUUUCUCGUCUGCCGCCUCGCUGGGCUCCGUGGCCACUCUCAGCAUGACCAGCCAUCAGUGAAAGAAGUGACGAAUGUGAAGUUUUUAACGGAGGCGUCAACGAGCCCAGGACACGACCAGGCAUGGUACAGAGCUCAAAUGAUGUCUCCUUUAGGGUACGUCUUGUGUACUUGUAGACUUAAUAAGACGUCCAGGUUCCACUUUCAGUCGCCUUGAAUUUACUUUUUGUAUUCAAGUUGUAUCCUCAUUUACGUCAGAUGACUGAUUACUGGUUUUACACUGUGAAACAGGGUUGAAAUCGAAUCGUGAAAUCAUGAUCAAUCGAAAACACCGUAAAGCCUGAAACAGACUCCGCGGUCAGGAAAUCGCAUGCGAGUGAUCCUAU
This is a messenger RNA of Amphibalanus amphitrite, 6842 nucleotides long. RefSeq names its product nascent polypeptide-associated complex subunit alpha, muscle-specific form-like. Bases 141 to 6518 code for a protein of 2125 amino acids. The record is from RefSeq and is a predicted model, not a curated record. Gene Ontology annotation, biological process: regulation of transcription by RNA polymerase II. The transcript is spliced from 6 exons. Gene Ontology annotation, molecular function: RNA polymerase II cis-regulatory region sequence-specific DNA binding; protein dimerization activity; DNA-binding transcription factor activity, RNA polymerase II-specific. Gene Ontology annotation, cellular component: nucleus. NCBI's taxonomy places the organism in Eukaryota, Metazoa, Arthropoda, Thecostraca, Balanomorpha, Balanidae.